Messenger RNA from Aplysia californica (California sea hare), 9979 nucleotides. RefSeq names its product multidrug resistance-associated protein 5. The transcript is spliced from 32 exons. Lineage: Eukaryota; Metazoa; Mollusca; Gastropoda; Aplysiida; Aplysiidae. Bases 1380 to 5645 code for a protein of 1421 amino acids. The record is from RefSeq and is a predicted model, not a curated record. Gene Ontology annotation, biological process: transmembrane transport. Gene Ontology annotation, molecular function: ABC-type transporter activity; ATP hydrolysis activity; ATP binding. Gene Ontology annotation, cellular component: membrane.
GGGGGAAAGUCGGUCAGUCGUUUCAUUCUUCCCGAGCGCCCCGCCACUACCCGUCCCACUCACGCAUUAUUAUUUUGAGCCAGCAAGGCUUUGAGUUCUUGUCUGGCUGGGACUACGUACGGGUUAUAUUAUUUUAUUACAGGGAGUGUUGUCAAAGUGCAGAGCUGUAUGGUGUUAUAGGGGAUCUUUUUUCAAACACGAGAGGCUGUUUGGUUGUCAAACGUGGCCCAUACGAUUAAAGAUCUAGUACAUUAAGUUCGAAAAAGUCGAGCAAGUGUUUGCCAUUCCUUCUCAGAGACGUGUGUUGGGGUGAAAAUUGUUCAAGUGCUGAUUUUCACGACUCGUGUUCAAGAAAUUGGCUGGAUAUCGUAACACGGCGCCAUAAUUUUAUUCGGUACUUUCCGGAUUUCAAAGCCGACAUACCUGUGUAGUGUGCGGAUUCCACACCCUCUUCAAAAACAAUUAUAAAGAUUUCAAGACCACUCUUCACUGCUGCCAUACAGACAGGCGACUCGAAACUACCUACGGUUGCCUAUGUCAUUUCUCUUUCUUGAUCAACACUAUCUGCCCCAGCUCUGUGUCCUAAAUCUGAAAUUGUGGAUGUGGCGAAUACGUCUUCUCAAGUUCCAGUUGGGCUGUAUUUCUACUUCGGCUAAAGCAGCCGGUAUUCGGAUUUUGUAGUAGAUCUAAACCAAUUUGGCAGUGACAGCUUCUUCGAUUAAUUUUCCUAGCUGCCAAAACCAGCCUUGUUACAACUCCUCACGUCGGAUGUCUACAUGUGUGUUAUCGCCCCUGGGGACGUAACCAGUCUGCAUCUGUAUGGUGGUGUCACUGGCGAACCUUCUUUCGACGGAACUAUUAUUCACAAUCAUUUAAUCUAAAAUCUUCGGAAAGACGAACUUCUUGUCGGCAAUUUUCUGGUGAUUCGAUACCGGUAUUCGCAGUUUUUUUAUACCAUGGCCUCGUGAGUCUUGGUUAUGAAGUGAUUUUCGUUCUAACCGAGAAGAUGUGUGUUCGUUGUCACUGAAUGUCACACAACACCAAAAAAUCGGAAACAUAGAAUACUGUUCGUAUCGAGAACAAAAUUACGACGUUCGAAAGAGACGGCAAGUUGGUCGUUCGAGGAUAGCCUUCGAGGAAAAGUUCGUCGUUUAAAAGUGUGCCUGGUGUCAUUUCGAGUCUGGGCUUCGAACACUUCCCUUCAGUCGACGCACAAAGUUGUGACGCAGCGUCAAGAGUCGAUCACCCCAUCGCUUGUCCAAGCCUCGGUGAUAAGGGAUUUUGCAUGAGUGUUAAGAAGUGAUAUUCACGUACGCUGGGCUUCCAUUUUAGGAUACGAAACAAUUUGUGUGAUUUGUUUUUCAGUGGACUAUCCCAGAAUGGCGGAUGAAGAAGGGGAGACGUUUUUACGUCGAGCCGAAGCAGGGGAUAACUCUAUGCUAAGCGCGUCGGUCAUCGAGCCCCCUGAGGAAGAGACUGAAAGUUCGUCAUCGAAAAGAGGGGAGACAGACGAGCCGACAGUGAAUGUCCGACAAGGUGGAACAUGGCGGUACUCGCAAGCCCUCAAGACGCUCUUACCUUUGCGCUGCUCAAAAUAUCCGGAGAAUGCGCUUCCUCUGGACAGCAUCGGGUUCUUGAGCUUCAUCACGUUCGCCUGGUUGACGCGCUAUAUGUGGCGGGUGUACAAGAGGGGCGUGGACGAGAUCAGGGGGCUGGAGAUGAGACACAAGGACAGCGCGGACGCCGGGGCUCGCAGGAUGGGUAAAUUCUGGCUUGAGGAAAUAACAGUGCAUGGUACAGAGGAGGCGUCUUUUGGCCGAGUGAUGUUCAGAGCCUUCAGAACGAGGAUUUUCAUUGGCCUUAUUGGCAUGGUCAUGCAGUCUCUUCUCGUGCUGGCCAUACCCAUUUUUGCCAUCCGCUACUUCCUGGACUAUCUCUCAGACGGGGAUGUCUCGGUGAGCUCAGGUAUUGGCUACGUCAUUGCACUGGCUCUCAUCAUCUUGUUGAAUGGUCUGGUCUCUGGGUUUAUCUGGAUGGUCAACUUCGAAGCAGCUGCAAGAAUCAAGUAUGGGUCCUUAGCCCUCCUUUACAAGAAAGUACUGCGUGUGAAGAACUUUCAGGAUAAAACUGUCGGUGAUCUUGUCAAUUUCAUCAGCAAUGACAGUCAGCGUAUUUGGGAUGCCAUUAUCAUGGGGCCCUUUGCCACUGGCGUGCCCGUUGUUCUGAUAUUGAGCUGUAUAUACAGCGUCAUACUGCUAGGACCAUGGGCUCUUGUUGGAUGGUUCUUAACUGUUGGAUUUUUCCCAUUUCUUGUAACGUGUGCCAAACUGGCCAUGAAGUAUAGAGAGAUCAGUAUAAAGCUCACAGACAAGAGGGUGGGUUUCACAAAUGAACUGCUCACCUGCAUUAAAUUUGUCAAAAUGUAUGCAUGGGAAGAAUGUUUCGGUCAAAAAAUCAAAGAUGUUCGAGCUGGUGAGGAGAAAAUUCUUCGGAAAAGUGUAUUCCUUCAGAGUGUGACCAUGGGAUCUUCCAUGCUGAUUCCUAUCUUUGCCAGUUGCGUGACGUUCAUUGCUUAUGUGGCCACCGGGAACAAUCUUACACCCUCCAAGGCCUUUACAUAUGUGUCUUUGAUGAAUGCCAUGCAGGGGGCUCUCACUGCCCUACCUUUUGCCCUCAAGUCACUAUCUGAGGUCACAGUGACAGUCGCAAGGAUGAAAGAAAUUCUGUUGCUUGAUGAAGUUGUUGAAAAUAGCCAACCCUUGCUGGAUGAUUCUAAUGCUUUGGAAGUUAUGAAUGCGAACUGCACCUGGAGUGUCAGAAAGACUGGAGAGGUAGCACAAGAUACAAUCAAAGAACCAAAAAAGAAGCAGAAGAACAAGAAGAAAGCUGCAACAGAAGAAGAGCUGGCCAUGACAGAUGACCUUAACAAGGAGAGCGGUGGUCAAAUCUACACAGCCCCUGUCCUGCGCAACAUCACAUUCACUUUGAAGAAAGGAGAGCUGCUAGGCAUCUGUGGACAUGUUGGAUGUGGCAAGAGUUCUCUCAUAACAGCUCUCCUUGGACGGAUGGAUGUUUCUUCGGGCACUAUUGCCAUGACAGGGUCUGUGGCUUAUGUGUCACAACAAGCCUGGAUCACGAAUGACUCUGUGAAGAACAACAUACUGUUUGGAAAUGACUAUGAUGAAGACAGAUACAAAAGUGUGAUUGAAGCCUGUGCUCUAAAACAAGAUAUUGAUUCUUUGGCUGCUGGAGAUGAAUCUGAGGUGGGAGAGCGCGGAGCUACCCUUAGCGGAGGUCAGAAACAACGCAUCUCUCUCGCCCGAGCUGCCUACAGCAAAUGUGAUUUGAUUUUUUUGGAUGAUCCUUUGUCGUCUGUGGAUGUUCACAUUGGUCAACAUUUAUUUGAACAUUGCAUUAUGGGCUUGAUGAAAGGCAGCACAGUGGUGCUAGUCACUCACCAGUUACAGUAUCUGAAACACUGUACAUCUGUCUUGGUGAUGAAAGAAGGAAAAGUUGUGGAGCAAGGACCUCAUUCAGAACUGAUGUCUGUGAAUGGAGAAUAUGCCAGUCUUCUGAACCUCUACAAUCAAGAGAAGAAAAGAAAGACCACAAACUCUAGGUCUGAAAGUUCAAAUAGAGAUCGCAGCUCAGAAUCUGAACCUCUGUCAUCGGAUCCUCAGGACAGCAGCUUAGAUCAUACUGGCAGUAAUGGUGAUGCAGGUCUCAGCAGUCCAGAUGUCAGUUUGUCUUUAAACUUCAUGGAAGAGCUAACAAAGAAAGACACUGAUCCCUUUUUGUCCCAGAAAUAUGAACAGGAACAAGAGUUCGAAGGUCAACUGACAGAGCAAGAGGAAAUGGAGAGUGGGUCUCUGAGAUGGCCAGUCAUCCGUCAGUACAUUCAGGCCUCUGGGGGCUUUGUUUGGUUCUUGUGUGUGCUUUUGUUUUUCUCUCUACCUGUGGCUGGAGUCACCACGGCAGGCUGGUACCUGACCUAUUGGCUGGAACAAGGUGGUGGGGAUUCGAACAUGACCAUGGGCAAUAUCACCCUGCCAAGUAUGAGAGUUGUAGAUCACCCUGACAAGAAUACAUAUCUCGGCAUUUAUGCCAGUUUCAUUCCACUGCUCAUUGUUCUCAUGUUGAUGCGUUCUUUAUUACUCACAAAGACUGUACUCAAAGCUGCCACAUGUUUACACAACAAGGCUUUCACCAAAGUACUUCGCUGCCCCAUGCCAUUCUUUGACUCAACUCCACUGGGGCGAAUUGUCAAUCGAUUUUCAGCUGAUCUGGAUGAAAUUGAUAUGCGUCUCCCGAUGAAUGCAGAAAUCUUUCUCACCAACAUCCUCCAAGUAAUAGCUGGCCUGGCUAUGAUUGCAUAUGUGUCUCCCUGGUUCCUCAUAGCCCUUGUCCCCUUUGGUGCCCUGUUCUUCUUCCUCAUGGUAUUAUUCCAUACGUGUGUCACAGUCAUGAAGCGAUUCGACAAUGUUAGUAGGUCGCCUGUCAUCAGCCACAUGGGAGCUUCAUUUCAGGGAGUGGCCACAAUACAGGCUUAUCAGAGAACAGACCAGUUCAUUCAGAAACACUGUGAUUUGCUCAACGACAACUCUGUCCCUGUAUUUCUGUUCUACGCGGCCAACCGCUGGCUGGCUGUGCGCAUGGAUGUGCUUAGUGCUGCUAUCGCUUUCAUUACUGGACUUCUGGUCUUGUUGACAUUUGAGCAUUUGAACACUGCACUGGCUGGACUUGCCAUUUCGUAUAGUGUACAGAUGUCUGGAUUGUUCCAGUUUACAGCUCGGCUGUUCAUUGAAACAGAGGCUAGAUUUACCUCUGUUCAGAGGAUAUUGAAGUAUUGCAAUUUGACCAGACAAGAGCCGACACUCCCUGAAGCAGACACCUUGGACAAGUGGCCAUCAGAAGGUCAUGUUGAGUUCGACUGUGUCAAGAUGAAGUACAGAGACAACCUACCUCUAGCCUUGAAUGAUGUCACUUUCAGCGCUGCUCCACAUGAGAAAAUUGGCAUUGUAGGACGCACUGCUGCGGGUAAAUCAUCUCUUGCUGUGGCCAUGUUCAGAUUGGUGGAACUUGAUCAGGGCCAUAUAUAUGUCGAUGAUGUUGACAUUUCUAACAUAGAUCUGACGAUUCUACGAUCCAAAAUCUCCAUCAUUCCCCAGGAUCCCGUUCUAUUUUCUGGUACCCUGAGAUAUAACCUGGACCCAUUUCAACAAUUCUGUGAUGCAGACAUUUGGCAAGCUCUUUCCAAAUGUCAUAUUGAAGACAUGGUGAAGAGUUUCGAACACCAGCUGAGCACAAGUGUUGAGGAAGCUGGAGGAAAUUUUUCUCUGGGAGAACGACAACUUUUGUGCAUGGCUCGGGCUCUACUGAGGAACAGCAAAGUUCUGAUUUUAGAUGAGGCAACAGCUGCUAUUGAUACAGAAACAGAUGCCCUCAUCCAGUGCACAUUGAAGGAAGCUUUCAGUGAAUGCACCAUGCUGAUAAUUGCCCACAGGUUAAACACUGUGACAAGCUGUGAUAAGAUCCUGGUCAUGAAGAAUGGAAAGGUUCAAGAAUUCAACACUCCGUCUAAGCUUCUGGCUGAUCCACACUCAGAGUUCAGGUCAAUGUUAGAAGCUGCCGAGGAUCUGGAUUGAUUGCUGAGAAAAUUGUCUUGGACUUUGAAACGACUGCUGUGUGUUAGUUGUGCAUGAAUGAGUGUAAGAGCUUGGACCAUGUAGCUUGAUGAACAUAUUCUAAAGGAUAAAUCUCUAAUUUCUCUGCAUUUCUUGGCAUGAAUGAGUGUUUGUAUUUAUGAAUGCAUGGGCACAUGUGCAGUGAACAUGUUUUUGUGAAUACGUCGGUGAGUGCAAAUGCUGGAUUUUUUAAGGAUGAAUAACUGACUGUGAGCAAAUGCUUUUGUUGUGUGUUGAGUAUACAUUCAUGAAUGUUGGCAUGUGUGUGUGUGCGCAUAAGUUUUUGUAAGGUGUACAUGAUAUUUAUGACCAUGUGCAUAUCUGUAUUAUGUAGAUCUUUUUUAUACAUCUGUGACAUGGAGGCUAUUUGUGUGUACAGUUGUCAGGUUUUUGUAAUUUUUAUUUGUUGUCAUUGAAAACAAUAUCCAGAUAAGAAUAGUGUGUCAAUCACUGAACAUUACCGGUAUCUUCUUAGUUUUGUUAGCAUUUGUUGUAAGCUCAGUAAAAUAUUUUCAAGGACUGACUUGUAUUGUUUGUCCUGUCGUGACAAGGGAAUGUAAGACGCAUUGAUGCAUUUCAAAGUCCUGGUGACGAAAAUCAUGUUGAAGACAGGAAGAUCAAAUUAUUGAUAAACUUUCUUAAUUUGCAGAGUUACACAAGUGACACAAGUGAGAUGCCAUUCCUAUCAUAUUCUUUGCUUGCUGGAAAUAUAAACUUGGAAGAGUUUGAAGUAGCUGAGUGAAAGUUGUAUGUUGUUAUUUAUCCAAUGGAAGAUGCGUACACUUUAUUCAUAGGGUUUUGGGGGCUUUUUUUUUUCUAUAGAGAGAAAUCCGGUGAAUCAUCAUCAACUAGUGUUUUACUUAAAUGUCUUUUACUGUGUUUUUUAGAUAAGUGUUGAUUGGAUCAGUAUUAUAGCAGAUGGAAAAAUAUUGAACACACUGAUGGUCUAAGCAUUAUGUAACUACUGCAUUUCUCUGAUAUAUGAAGUAAGCAUUUUUUUUCUACACAAGCUUCACAGCUUUUCCAUGAAGCUCACUUAUUUCUUCAGCUUUCUAAAUUGUAAGAAUGUUUUUAAAAAAUAAUAAGGAAACUUUAGGGGGGUUGUAUCUGACUCAGAGGGAAAGAGGGAAGAUAGCUUCUAUGAAGUAAACAAGUUUUUUUUCCCCUUGAAGCACUGUUUAAGCUGACUCAUGAUAAAGGCAUUAACCUAUGUUUUAGUUUAUAGAUAUAGCAUAAUGUGAUCUUUAAGCAGAUCUAGAAUACCAUGCUAUAUGAUUAAUAAACAAGAUCUCAUUUUUCAUUACGUGUUUAUUGUUGAACCUCAUUUCAUCUUCAUGUACUUAGAUUAUGUAUAUCUUUACCACAUGCUGAUGGCAGCAAUGUAGCAAAGUGAAGCAGUCAUAUGUCAUGUUUGAUCAACACCUUUACAAGUGAAACAGUACUACCGGUAAGCGGCUCUGAUUGUACUAUAUAAUAUAAAUAUUGCACAUAGUUUUAUCCAUUUUUAAUUAAAUGAAAGAAGCGUAUGUACCCCAAGUUCCAACAAGCAGUUUUAAUUUACUUUUCUGUUUGUUGUAUGCAUUAUUUAUAUUUUUCAUGCAUAAUACAUAAUGCUAAGAAUAAUUACUGUCAUAUUGAUAGCUGACCUCUUAAAAAGUAUCUUCAACUGUCAUUAAAAUUCCAUAAUCAUUGGCAUUUACAGUCCCAUGCAUGAAAUAUUCUUGUUCAGCUCAUGAAUGUGACUAAAUUGGUAUGUAUGUUCUAUCAUGCUCAUCUCAUUGAUUUUUAAUGUUAUAUUAUUAUAUACAAGAAAACUAUGCAUGCAAGUGAAAGCUCUGCAAGACAUUCCGUUUGUGAAAACAUUUCAAACCAAUAAAAUCUUUACUGGUAGGCCCUAUAGAUAAACUUCAGAAAUGUAUUUACAAUUUGUUUCAUUCACAAAACUUGCUCAUGACUUUAACAGUAUUUUAAGAGGUUAGAUGGAUGCACUGAAUGGGACAAAAUUAGACUUUCCAAACUUUUAGUUAAGCCUGCCUGUCUGUCUGUUGCCCUAUUUUGAUUUCGUUGAAAUAUAACAAAGUAAAAAUCUUGACCUAAAAUCUCCCAGAUUUUAUGCAUGUAUUUUUAGCAGUCAAAAACAUCUGUUCAUGAUACUGAAAUAUGCUUAUCACAUCACUUCAGUACUGGUAUAUUAUUCUUUCAAAACUCUUACAUUUUUUGUUGUUGCUUUUUUUACCAUACAACUGAAGUGAUAGAUAGACCUUUAUUUCUUUUUAUGCAUAAACCAGGAUUUGAACUGAGUAAACAUUAUUUUUUUGUUCACAUAUAUGCUUUUCAUAUUGAAUGUUGUUGACCUUUGCAUUUAUUUCUAUGCAGUUGUUUACUCACUUCACACACUCAGUAUGCACGAGCUGUUUAUGCAAGAAGCUUCUAUAGUAGUAUGCAUCAUUUUAGUGUAGUCUAAUCCUUUAGUCGGAAUAAAUCUUAAAGAAAAGUUAUCAAAUAAAAAUUCAGGAACUCAGAAGACCAACAUUUGUGGUACCACAGUUAAGCACUUCACCAUCCCACAUAAGAGACCUGAGUUCAAUUCCCAAAUGAUGAAAAUUUUUGUCAAGUAUCUCCAUCUUUCUGCUGUUAUGUUCUAUCCCCCUCAGCCCAGGCUGGCCCUGACUGGCAAAGUGGAACCCACCUCCUAAAAGAUCUAAAUUGUGCUGAUGGGGGUGUAAAACACUUAACAUGUUUGUUUUUUUCGUUUAAAAAAACUCAAGAUAGCUUUUUCUCUAAUGACCACAACAGAUUGAGGAAGGGGUGUACCAUUUGUCAGUAACUUUAUUUUCUAAAGUCUCAGCACUUAAUUUUUCUGCAGCUGAUUUCACAUCUAGCGUCCCAUUUUAUUGAAUAGCUAUCAUUUGCCAGUUGGCUUGGUUCUUGUCUCUGAGCAGGGUGAUUACUAGUUUGUUAGAAGCAUUUAGUAGCAAUUUAAUUCCUUAUGAACACAUAUUUGAAUCUUGAUUUUUUUUUUUUCCUUUUAAUGAUAAUGAUUUUAGGGAUUGUUUUGUUCAGCUAUAAACCCAUCUUGCCUCCUUCAGUUUUAGCUGCAAAGAAAUCCUCUUUAUCUUAUCAUAUUUCACAAUUUUUCAUCUCUGAAUAUUAUGACAAAUGAGUUGAUAUUAAUCACCUUCAUCCUUACAUUCAUAGUACCAACCGUAAUAAUACUAAGAAGAUGACAGUAUAAGAUAAGAAAUAGCAAUAAUAAUCUAAUGUGCACAAUAAGUGAAAAGAAGAAAAACUAGAGGCAAAAGAAUGAUGAGAUGAAGGGACAGAGUGAAAAGCAGAGGCCUCUGGGGAGGUGGUAGACAAUAAUUUUAAAAUCAUAUUUCAAAUUUAUUAUUAUAUAUUUGUAAUUGCUCGCGAAGGUUCUUAGUCGUUAAGGACAUGGAAUGCAGUUCCUUAGAUAUUUUGCUAUUUCUCGUCAGUUCAUGUAGUCGUAUAGUGGGCAACAUUCAUGAAACUCUGGAAUGAAAGAACAAAUGAGUGAGCUUCUUUCCUAAGUUCAUCUUUCUUUUUCAGCUUAUGGUUUUACUUCAUUCAAAGCCUAAUUAAAGAAGAGAAAGCAACCAGAUGUUAUCACGAGUAGCUAUGAAUGCAGGUUUAAUGAAAUGGACUACAUUUUCAUGUUUUGGCUAUAUUUGGACGCCAAUAAUUGGUUUGUUCGAAUGGAGAGCAUCUAUCAAUUGUGCAUACAUGUACUUCACAUUGUAAUAGAGCAUUCUCCAAAUGAAAGUUGUUUGUAAGCCUAAUGAUCAGUUUUUUUGCCACCUUCUACUUCUAUGUGAGUCACUGCAAUCUGUUCUUUGCCAUCAUAUCUUUAAACAAACUUGCGUACAUCAAUUACAUUCAUACAUUAUCAAUACAUAAACUAAGUUUUUCCAGUUUUUCUAUACGCGUGAAAAUUUCAUUUUGAAGUAUUGUGCUUUGUGUACUAUUUUUUUUCUUUUGACUUUACUAUUUCUUACAAUCAUUUUCCUUUCAUGAAAAUGUUAAUUGCUCCAUGCAAAUGCUUUAUUUUUUAUGUACUGUUUGUUAUUAUUUUUUACUGCAAUAUAAACAAGGUGACAACAUUGUGACUAUAUCAACAGCUAUACGGAGAUCAAAUUCUCACCCAUUGCAUCACACAUGAGCCAUUUUAUGCAUUCCUCAGCAUUGUGCCUUCUUAUAAAUGAACAUUUUCACACUCAUAGUACGUCGAUACUCAGUGCAAUUUAAUACAGUGCUUUAUGCAUUUUUUAAAAACC